AUUAAAUAUGUUUGGAAAAUUCUUCAGACAGUCUCUUGCAAAGGGAAAGAACCUCAAGACUCUGAACAGGCUUUCUGCCAUGAACUUCAGGUCUACUCCAGCUGCCAGCCAGAAAUUGGGCAUCGGAGAUGCUGCUGAUAUUUUGGAGCAGAAGAUUUCAGGAAUUUCACAAGUGAACGAUAUUAAGGAAUUCGGUAAAGUUAUUUCCUUCGGAGAUGGUAUUGCAAGAGUUUUCGGACUUACUAAGGUCCAAGCAGGAGAAAUGGUUGAGUUCUCCUCAGGAGUCAAAGGUAUGGCCUUGAAUCUUGAGACUGAUAAUGUUGGUAUUGUCGUCCUUGGAAAUAAUGACAGAGAUAUUUUCGAAGGAGACUCUGUUAAGAGAACUGGAGAGGUGACAAAUAUCCCCAUUGGAGAGGGCAUGCUUGGAAGAGUUAUUAAUACUUUGGGAGAGGCAAUUGAUGGAGGUGACCCUAUCCACACCACUGAGAUUAAGUCUGUUGAGGCUAAAGCUCCAGGAAUUAUUGUGAGAAAAUCUGUGCAUGAGCCAAUGCAGACCGGACUUAAAUCAGUUGAUUCAUUGGUCCCAAUUGGAAGAGGACAAAGAGAGUUGAUUAUUGGUGAUAGACAGACUGGAAAGACUGCAGUUGCCAUUGAUACUAUCUUGAACCAAAAAUCUGGAUUUGCUGAAGGAAUCGACCCCAAUCAGAGACUCUAUUGUAUCUAUGUAGCUAUCGGACAAAAGAGAUCGACUGUUGCCAAUAUUGUCAAGGUACUCAAAGAUAAUGAUGCCAUGAAAUAUUCCAUUGUCUUGGCUGCUACUGCUUCUGAAGCUGCUCCACUUCAAUUCUUGGCUCCAUAUUCUGGAUGCGCUUUGGGAGAAUAUUUCAGAGACACUGGAAGACACUGCUUGAUCAUCUAUGACGAUCUUUCCAAGCAAGCUGUUGCUCAUAGACAGAUCUCAUUGUUGUUGAGAAGACCCCCAGGUAGAGAGGCUUAUCCAGGAGAUGUCUUCUACUUACAUUCCCGUCUUUUGGAAAGAGCAGCUAAACUUCAUGAAGGUCAUGGUGGCGGUUCUCUGACUGCUUUGCCAAUCAUUGAGACUCAAGCUGGUGAUGUAUCUGCUUAUAUUCCAACAAACGUUAUUUCCAUUACCGAUGGACAGAUCUACUUAGAAUCCGAAUUAUUCUUCAAGGGAAUCAGACCAGCCAUUAACGUUGGUCUCUCAGUAUCCAGAGUAGGAUCUGCUGCUCAGAUUAAGGCCAUGAAGCAAGUUGCUGGAUCCCUCAAAUUGGAAUUGGCCCAGUACAGAGAAGUUGCCGCCUUCGCUCAGUUCGGAUCAGACUUGGAUGCUACUACUCAGAACUUGCUAAACAGAGGUGAGAAAUUGACUGAAUUGCUCAAACAAAAGCAAUAUGUACCAAUGAAAGCACAAGAGCAGGUAUGCUUGCUCUAUGCCGGAGUCAGAGGAUUCUUGGAUAAGCUCGAAACAUCAGAAAUUGCCAAGUUUGAGACCCUUUUCUUAGAAAAUUUGAAUGCUAAGCACACAAACGUGCUAGAUUCUAUUGCUAAGCAUAAGGAAUUGUUGCCAGAAGUUGAUGAAGAGUUGAAGCAAAUCUUGACCGACUUCAUUCCAUCAGCUGGAUUAAAGAUGAAACAAUAAUCUCUAAUAAGAGCACGUUUAUUCAACCUGA
Molecule: messenger RNA, 1691 nt
Organism: Moneuplotes crassus
Lineage: Eukaryota; Ciliophora; Spirotrichea; Euplotida; Euplotidae
Source: the annotation of a GenBank genome assembly